AUGGCAUCUCGGAGAGACUGGAUUCGACCAUUUUCUUCUAUCUCCGUCAACACGCACACGACAAACCGCUCUUUCCCAACUUGCGCAAGCUAGAAUGGGACCAUGCCACCCCUGACCUAGCCAUGGUCAUCUCACCAACCAUCCGUGUUCUCCGGCUUUCAGAGCGCGGCCACUCUGAUGGCGAAGAGCUCGAGUAUUGCAGGCAGCGCCACGCAUUCAAGACGCAGCUCCCGAGCGUACUUCGCAGCCUCCUGAACGUGCAAACGCUGGAGCUACUACGACUCGGCCAUGAAGGCUUCUGGCAUCCAUUCGCGCCAGGUCCGGAUCACCAGUUCGUCGCUCAAAAUAUUUCCGUGCUGCACAUAUCGGAGCCGUAUAGCGCUUUGAUGAAAGGUGCCCUUGCGUCUGUGUCGACGAUCCAGACACUUACGCAUCUGAGGAUCGAAGUCGUGCUCUCGAGCCGCACGGGUUGGGACAAGACGCGUAUCCGCACAUUUGCAAGACUACGGCGCCUGCAGAUUGAGGCGAACAUGGGACAGUCCGCAGUCAUUCUCGAUGCUAUCGUCGCACCCAACCUAGUGGACGUCGAGGUGAAGCGUGAUAGCGAGAGUGAUCCUUGCAAGUACCCAUUCACGCUUCCGGAGGCCUGGAGCCACUGGGUAACCGGAAUGCGUCGUCCCUACGGAGGCUCUACCUCGGCUUGCAAUACUACUACAUACCCGAGUGGUCUCGAGGAGACGUGCGGGCACGGAACCGAUGUUCCUCACCCUGACGAAGCCAUUGCUCCAGCUUCGCCAGCUCCGGGAGCUCACAUCUACGUCUACCCUGGCAGAAACCGUGGUCCUAUCGACAUACCUCUGCCUUCUAUGUUGGCAGCGUGGCCGAUGCUGCGGAUCCUCGUCGUGGAGGUGGCCAUCUUCACACCCGAAGCGCUUCGAGCGGUCGUGCACGCUUGCCCUCAGCUGAAGAGCCUGACUGGCAAGUGCCUGUCGGAUGACUUCCUGAAGCUGCCCCCUCUGCCGGCGGCGUCCGACCAGCGCGGCGGCUCUCGUGGCGCCGUGUCCGACUCUGCGGGGCAUGGGCUUCUUCAGCUACGCUUCUUCAGUGCCACCAAAGUAGAUGAUCCUGCGGACAUCUCGAAGAUCGCACACUUCCUGGACGAGCUGUUCCCUCAACUUUGCGUCGGGGUGUGUGUGGAUAAAAACUCCUACGUAUUCGAGAAUCAGGAGAAUUGGAAACCCAUCCUGCUAAAGAUAGAGGAGAUCUCAAGUCGUACGUGCUAGUGUUCUUGUUCGAUGCCUCCUGCUCUUCGUAGUUUGCUCAAUAUGGACAAGGUGACGUAUUCGUAAAACGAUAGUAGUGGUCUACCAUUCACAUUGUCUUCUGUGUUCGGCACGGUUGCUGAGUACUGUACGACCGCUUACCAGUUCAAGCUUUGGUAUUUGAGGUUCGAAAACGGUACAUAGUACUUACCGUACUACGAGUCACCGAUCGCAUCGUUCAGCUGCUUGAUAGUCGCACUCAUCGUCUCAAUAUGGAAUCAUCUCAUUCUAAAGUGACUAUGUGAACACU
Molecule: messenger RNA, 1572 nt
Organism: Fomitopsis serialis
Lineage: Eukaryota; Fungi; Basidiomycota; Agaricomycetes; Polyporales; Fomitopsidaceae
Exons: 2
Coding region: 123-1283 (386 amino acids)
Source: RefSeq, a predicted model, not a curated record